AUGAAAACGUGGCUUGUGACAGUGCCUCCUCACUUGAACCCUAAUUCAGUAGAUGCAUGGAUUUGGGAAGGGAGUAGUAGUGGUGGCUACUCAGUUCGUGAGGGAUAUGAUUGGCUCAGCAAUAAGCAUCGGACUUUAAUCCUAGGAGAUGAUUGGCGGUGGGUUUGGAAACUUCCUGUGCCUGGAAAAAUUAGAGUAGUUGUCUGGUCCUGUCACCACAAUGCUCUCCCGCUCGAUGCAAAUAGAUUUAGAUUCCAUAUAGCGACUUCAGCUGCAUGUACCCGGUGCUCGGCUAAUUUGGAAGAUAGCAUUCAUGCCCUGAGAGAGUGUCCUCACUCUCGCGAACUUUGGGAUGUCAAGACCUGGAUCCUUUACCAUGCUCGAAGCAACCAUGCCUUGAAGUUCCUUGUUGGGUUGUGGAAUGUCUGGAAGUGGAGAUGCAAUAUGUGCUUGGACCCCCAACCGUGGAAUCUUGAUUGUGCGUGGAGGAAGCUCUGUCAUGAAUAUGAUGAAAUCUCUAGUGUUCAUCAAUCUGAUGGUGUUGAUGAUGCAAGCCCAGGGAUGAGCAUUGUUUGGAGACCACCCCAUCAGGAUCUUGUCAAACUAAAUGUUGACGACAGUUACUGUGAGGAUGCCAAUGUUAUGGGUGCUGGAGGUUUGAUAAGAGAUCACAAAGAUUGCAGAAACCUUAUUAAUGCAAUCCAAAACAGGUCCCAGGGUCUUGCUCAAGAUCAGGUGCUGCUGGUUAAUGAGAUUCAUUCUCUGUUGCAUCUUCAGUGGCAGGUUCUUCUUAGUUGGGUACUGCGGGAGAUGAAUUCAGCCGCUGACUGGCUAGCCAAGGCUAGCUGCCAUGAUCAAGCCUUGGGUUUUACUAUGGUGAACUUACCAGACCCCGAGCUCCAAGUUAUUAUCCUGAAAGAUGCUCUAGGCAUCCCAUAG
Messenger RNA from Lotus japonicus, 939 nucleotides. RefSeq lists its product as uncharacterized. Gene Ontology annotation, molecular function: nucleic acid binding; RNA-DNA hybrid ribonuclease activity. The transcript is spliced from 3 exons. The coding region runs from base 1 to 939 and encodes 312 amino acids. The record is from RefSeq and is a predicted model, not a curated record. NCBI's taxonomy places the organism in Eukaryota, Viridiplantae, Streptophyta, Magnoliopsida, Fabales, Fabaceae.